Molecule: messenger RNA, 3283 nt
Organism: Gadus morhua (Atlantic cod)
Lineage: Eukaryota; Metazoa; Chordata; Actinopteri; Gadiformes; Gadidae
Gene: dnase1l1l
Product: deoxyribonuclease I-like 1-like
Exons: 6
Coding region: 425-2347 (640 amino acids)
Biological process (GO): DNA catabolic process
Cellular component (GO): nucleus
Molecular function (GO): DNA binding; deoxyribonuclease I activity
Source: RefSeq, a predicted model, not a curated record
AUCCUCAGCAGCCAGCUCUCCCUUUCCACUCGACCCCUUCUGUUUUACUGGAUGAACACAUUUAGUAUACAUAUUUGAUCAAUUUAUUUGAAAUAUUUGUUCUUAAAUAUAGUGGCCAUGCCAACAACAGCAACAUAAUGAUGGAAUGGUAACAGUCGGUUGUACUCAGAGGCAAAUAAACAUCACUUGUUACAGUGUGGCGGAAGUGAGUGCUGGAGUUUAUGUUGUGCAUCUGAAACCACACCACAUGAAAGCUGACGAUACUCUGUGACACGGCUCAAGGAUUGGACUUUGAGUUCCUGCAAUCGAAGAACAAUUCAGGACAGAUACCUCAGAGUCCAAACUGCGGUAGACGAGGCUCUGCAUCAGCAAACACUUAGCAGAACAAACGGGUGCUUACUCACAGGAAACAAAAGGUACAAACAUGUCUGAAUAUGAUGACAAAGGAGACUGGAAGGAUAAAGAAGUCCCUAAGAGCAGACGGCCCGCUGUCCCUGAGGUCCUGCAAGAGGAUGCUGAAAGCGCAGGUAAAGAACUCUGCAAGACAGCCGAGGAACAGGAGGCAGAGGAACCAGAGGAGGGGCUGGCAUCGAUGUGCCGUAGCCACAAGCUCUGGGACGGCUAUAAAGAGGACAGGGCCUUUACAGGAGAACCUCUGGCCCCAGACGGAAGCAAAGUAAGGAAUGAGGCGGAACUAGGUUGGAGCGAAAGUGAUGAGGACAUGGGCUAUUUUCAGAAAGGACCUCAAGAUGAAAGUUGGAUGAACACACAAGGUGAUUUCCUUCCGGAGGAAGAGCGAGGGAGCGCCAACGAGAGGGGUGCGGAGUCGGAUGAGUCGAUGUACAAAGACAAAGAGAAGGAGGAGAAGAAAGCUAACUUCCUCACCAUGCUGUCUCCCCGAGAGGAUGGAGGCCCGUGCGGAGAUGAGGACGUUCUUAAUUUUCCUAUACGAGACCUAGUGCAAAGUCUGGGGGAGCUCGUGUCUGGAGAGGACACGGUGGAGGGCUCUACUGAAAAAGGGAAGGAAUUCACUGGGGAUGACCACCAACGGGCUGGGGAGACCUUUGCCGUGUUCCCCCCAGACAUCUCUUCUUGGAGGAAAGACGAGGCCGCAGAUGAAGAAAGCAAAGGCAAUCUGGAUGCAGUGCUUUCUGCCUCGAGUGAGACAUCUCAUCUUGAUAGAGAGACAGAGCCCACACUGUUAGGUACAGGAAAUAUUGCUUUCACAGCUGGGGCAACGGACGACAAAUGCAAAUCAAAAACCCUUCCAUAUGCACAAAGAACUGUGCUGCCAUGUUGGAGUGAUGUUGGAGAGGAGAUAGGUACGUGUCCAGAGAAUGCAGAUCAUACCCAAGAUGAGGCAGAGCUAAUUGGAGCAACCAACACAUGCUCUCCAUCAGAUAAAGAUCUUCAUCAUUUCUACGACCAUACAUGUGCCACAGAGUCCAUCUUUGACGCAAGACCACCAAUAAUACACAUCAUCAGCAACAGUGAUGAUAUCCAAGCUAACAAGACUGAUGGGGAACGCAAAAGAGAUGAUUUAAGUCAGCAUGAGUCAGCUCUUGCACUCAGUUCACCGCCAUUACAGAAACACCAUGUCGAGAUGAAGAGAGUCUCUGAAGACUCAUCUCUGACAAAGAUCAACACCACAUGGGAGUCACCGACUGGUGGUGAGGACAACAUGUGGGCAAAAAUGCCUGGGUUCUCUCAAGAGUCCAUGUUAAACACAGAAGACAGAGGCAAGCAGAACUCACAGUCUUCACUUGAAACUGCAGAGCCUGCCAAGGUGGCCUCAAAAGACCCCUUCCACACAGACGUUCAGGGUGACAUACGCCCAAGCACCUUGUUGUCCAAUCAGGGAUCUGUGGAUGACGGUUUCUUCUUCACCCAUGAGGACGAGGCUUCGGGAAUUGCUGAGCUCGGAUAUGAUGGAGACGAGUAUGAAGACAACAGGAAUUGGGAAGACGAACAGGAGAGAAUCCAGGCUUUCUACAAGUUUUACAAUGAAAGCGAUGGGGAAAUGGAUCAAGAAGGCAGGAAGACAAAAGUACACUUUUGCAUGGAUCUGUUGCCUCAAGUCUUUCACUAUGAUAGUGAGGCGGAUUUAUUGGACAGUUCUACUGAGGCAGAGGAAGAGAUGAUCCCUGAAUACAACGGGAAGAGAGAAAAUGAUACACCCACAUUGAACUCCAAUCUACAACUCAACCGCGAUGUGGUACCAGAGACUGGUCUUGGGUGGCUGAAAUCCAUCCUCAAGAUGUUCUUGGUGAUGGGGACUGGCCUGCUGGUGUUCUGGUGGACUAUGGAUGAGACUGACUUCCUUGGACUCCCUCUUUUCAAGGGAUAAUAUGCCUACCUUCUUUAUUCAUGUGAAGCAUUGCUUGAUGGCUUGUCCAAAGUAAAUUCCAUUACUAAAUUUGUAUUUCACAAAGAAAUGUAAAUCUGUGAAUGACAGUUUAGAGCCAUGGAGGGAUUCAAGACGGAGGCCAUGUGUGGCCUGGUUUAUAAUUUGCAAACAAUACAAUUAGUGGAACCGUUACGUAUAUUAGCUUUUCAACUUACAGUCGAGGACUCGACGCUUGUAGCUGUUGAAAUUAAAUAAUUUCUCGUAUCACAAAAUAUAAUGCUGAGGAGGAUCAUAGUGAUGGGUCGUUCGCGACCGAAUCAGUUCGAAUGAACGAAUCUUUAACAAGAACAAACCAAACUGAUUCUUCUCUCUCGUUCGUCUCGUUCGUUUUCAGACUCGACUACCAGACCAAGUAGUCGCUGAGUCUCUGACUCGCUGUUCGUUCACUGACUGUGAGUGGUGAAAAGGGAAGAGGCUUAGUGAGCGAGGGUACGAUAAUACGAUUCAAUGUCAGUGAAAUGGAAAAUGCAUGCUGUCAUUGUACUUUCUGUGUCAUGCCAGAUUAAUCAUAUAUUUGAAUGUCUCGUCAAUCUGUCUCGUUCUCUCAUGGUUCAUUCUCCCCCACCAUCAUAAACAUAACUUUACAUAAACAUCCAAUAAUCAACUACCCCCCCAUCCCGCUGCGUUAGGUUAAAGUAGUAAUGUUGUGCUGAUUGAUGACCGACUUCCACGAUCGUUUGAGAAUGAGAACGAGGGAGGAGCUGAGUCUGACUGACUCAGCUGAGAACCGUGCAUUCCAUGAUUCGAUUCACCGCUAGUCCGCUACCGGAAACUCGACUGAACGAACGAACAAACUAUUCUGAAUGACUCUUCUUGGCGAACUGAAUGACGCAAACUAAAUCAAGGAAAAUAAUCAUUGAGUCCAUCACUAAUGAG